Fusarium coffeatum is the source of this 1281-nucleotide messenger RNA. RefSeq lists its product as uncharacterized. Gene Ontology annotation, cellular component: cytoplasm. The coding region runs from base 1 to 1281 and encodes 426 amino acids. Gene Ontology annotation, biological process: carbohydrate metabolic process; D-glucosamine catabolic process; N-acetylneuraminate catabolic process. NCBI's taxonomy places the organism in Eukaryota, Fungi, Ascomycota, Sordariomycetes, Hypocreales, Nectriaceae. Gene Ontology annotation, molecular function: glucosamine-6-phosphate deaminase activity; identical protein binding. The record is from RefSeq and is a predicted model, not a curated record. The transcript has 3 exons.
AUGCGUCUUAUCAUCCGUGACGAUGAGAAUGAGGCGUGCAAGUAUGUCGCCAAUUACGUGGUGGAGCGUAUCAAUGCGUUCCAACCUACACCUGAGCAUCCCUUCAUCCUAGGCUUGCCUACAGGCUCUAGCCCUAUCGGCGUCUACAAUGAGCUCGUACGCAGAUUCAAGGCUGGCGAAGUCUCCUUUGAGAAUGUAGUCACCUUCAACAUGGACGAAUACGUCGGUCUUCCUCGAGACGAUCCCAACUCAUACCACUCCUUUAUGUGGAAACACUUCUUCUCUCAUGUCAACAUCCAUCCUUCCAACGUACACAUCCUCAACGGCAACGCUGCCAGCCCAGAGGCCGAGUGCGAUGCAUAUGAGAAGGCCAUCAAAGACGCUGGUGGUAUUGAUCUCUUCCUAGCUGGCAUUGGUGAAGAUGGCCACAUUGCUUUCAAUGAGCCUGGAUCUAGUCUUGCUAGCCGAACCAGGGUCAAGACACUGGCCUACGAUACCAUUCUUUCCAACUCACGCUUCUUUGACAACAAUGUGAACAGGGUGCCGAGAAUGGCAUUGACUGUAGGUGUCCAGACGGUUCUCGAGGCGAGGGAGGUUGUUGUUAUUAUUCUGGGAGCUCGCAAGGCACUUGCACUACAGAAGUGCGUUGAACAGGGAGUCAACCACAUGUGGUCACUAUCCUGCCUGCAACUGCACCCUCAUCCUAUGAUUGUGGUCGACGAGGAUGCUACAUUGGAACUGCAGGUCAAGACAGUCAAGUACUUCAAGAGUAUCGAGAAAGUUGCGCGUGAGCAGGGAUUCGAGCAGAUUCUCCCCUCCAAAGUGCGAACUGGCAACGUCGCCAUCCCUGAAACCAAGAUCCAUCGAGCUCAGAGCCCUGUGAUCAUUGCUCCUGAACCUAUUGCCUCGCAUCUUCUACGCGCAACACCUGCGGGAGACUACUCUAUGAGAACACCUUCGCCCGAUCUUUUGCCCGAUCGCAUGGCAUCGCGUAUUCCUGAACCGAACCUCAACCGCCGACUUACACCAAACCUUGAAGUUCAGACCGAUGUUCCAAAGACAAAGGUUGAUUUGAUCGACAGCGCUGUCGCCAUGUCUCCCGAGCAUGUCGCCUCUGAUUUACUUCAGCCGAUGCCAGUAGACAUUAAGACAAUGCGGUCUCCUUCCCCUGACCUUGUUCCGGAUCGCAUGGCCUCGCGCAUUCCCGAGCCAAAUCUGAACCGCAGAUUGACGCCUAACCCCGAACUGCAAAACAGAACGAACGCUGUUGGAGCUCACUGA